Kockovaella imperatae is the source of this 4370-nucleotide messenger RNA. RefSeq names its product lethal giant larvae like, C-terminal-domain-containing protein. Lineage: Eukaryota; Fungi; Basidiomycota; Tremellomycetes; Tremellales; Cuniculitremaceae. Gene Ontology annotation, cellular component: cytoplasm; plasma membrane. Bases 318 to 4217 code for a protein of 1299 amino acids. The record is from RefSeq and is a predicted model, not a curated record. Gene Ontology annotation, biological process: establishment of cell polarity; regulation of protein secretion; regulation of exocytosis. Gene Ontology annotation, molecular function: GTPase activator activity; syntaxin binding; myosin II binding. The transcript has 11 exons.
UCUCGUGUGUGUCUCGGGUCCCGCGCCAAUCCAAGGGCGCGUCUCUCAGAAUCUCGAAAAUAGCCUACCAAGAAAAUGUUCAAAUUCGGUGGACUCACCUGUCCAGAUCGUUCGUACUAAACUCUCUCUGGAUACUUUCACGACCACAUAAGACAGUCUCAACAUCAAGGGAGCAGCGACUGUCCCUCACACUCACUCUCUAGGCAGCUCAAUUACGGCACUGGGGGAUCGCCCAGCCUAGAUGACACCUUUCAAUCCCGUCCAAAUAUAGCCCCCGACAAUCUUGACCGUCCUGGACCACUGAUAAACUAUCUACCAUGUUCAAGAAGGCUCCAGUUCUGCCGCCCGAUAGGGACUUUACACAGAACCUGCGAGAGAUCUCUUUCUAUCGUUAUGGACACUUACGGACCCUUGGUCUCACUGGCGAAGUCACGGCUAUCGCUAUCGACCCUGUCCUCAGCUUGUUCGGCGUGGGAACCUCUUCUGGUAUCGUCCACGUUUAUGGGAACUCUGCCUUUCAGUUCAGUCUUCCUGUGGAAUCUGGAAGGGCUUGUGCUCCUGUCAAAUUCUUACUCUUCCAUCCAGGUCAUCAUAGGUUGAUCGUCAUUGACGAAGCGAAUACGCUGCAUACGUUUUCCCUCUCACACAUCAGCGAUCACACCAAUCCAUUGACGAACCCUCCAUUGCCGGUCAAAGAGGGUUCUUACACGCUCUGGGGCACCAUCACAGCUGUCGAACAGCCUUCGCCGAGCUAUACUCAUCUCUUCGUCACGAUGAAGGACGGGACGACCUUGUCGUGGGAUUUGAGUAGGAGAAUAUUGGGUAAUUGGAAGAUUGAGAAUUGCUGGAUGCAACAUGAGCAGAGGAUGAUAAGGAGUGGUAUUCCAAGCAGGCGAGGAAUAAAUGCCCCCCAUCCUAUGGGUACCUGUAUGGCUAUGAACCCCAGGGAUCUCAAUAUCUUGCUCAUAGGCUAUGAAGGAGGCGUAGUGGCGUGGAACAUCCAAAAGGCGGUCGUAGAGAAGACAUUCGAAAUGAUUCUGCCCCCAGGAGCCCCAGGAGGCGGGACGUAUAAUGAUGCGGAUCAACUCUGGACCGAACGCGCACCAAGCGUCACCUGUAUCGCAUGGCGACCCGACGGACUGCUAUUCGCUGUCGGUCACUCGGAUGGCUGUAUGGCCUUUUGGGCCUACGCGGAACCUGACAAACCGCUCAUGGUCCGGACCAUCACCCAUGAAGACGUCAACGUGACCGAUGCCGAUGAGCUCUUCUCUGCUGGCGUUUUAGACAGCCAGAUCAGGUCGAAAGAAGAACGACAAGAGAAGGGUUCAGCAGUUUCGGCGAAUCGAGAACCAAUCUUCAAGCUCGCAUGGGCAUCCUUCCCCGACCAACCUUCACUCAAGGCUCUGAUCGCCGCUCAGGGUACCGAGGCCGCUGGCGAGCCGCUAUCCAACGCUACGGUCGAUUAUGCUGAAAGAGGAGAGACCCUUUUGCUUAUACUUGGAGGUCAAAGUCCUGGAGAACCACCUGGAAUCAAUAUCAUCCAAUUCCCAGCGUAUAUUCCCCCUCCUCCCCCACCAAAGAUCAAGGGCGUCAUGCAGUCCGAAAGUCUUCCCUUACAAGACAGGUACGCCUUCCGGGAUUCGCUAGCGGCAACCGGGACAUCCAACUUCGUCACGCGUACACCUCCUGAGGAUUUCGUCCUCUUGCCUAGAUCGUCACCUUACUUUGCCCUUUCACACGACCCAAUCGCACUCAUAAUUUCUCUGACACCCGAUCCGAAGCUCUCCAGAACUACAGGUCCAACCGCUGAACGAGGUAUCGAAUGCUACAAAUUCCCACCACCGAGAUCUGGUAUCGUGCCUCCGUCACCUGGUAGGAAGAAUUAUGUACAACCCGGUGAAGGAGAGCGAUUGGUAGCGAUGACACCUGCUCCCAUGACUCGCGCUGGAUCCGCCAGUCCGAGGUCAGCUUCCCCCAGUCUUGGCGGCUGGAAGCUUCCCUGGUCAUCUUCCGCGCCGUCAUCACCAAACCUAUCUCCGACUACUCCCAAUAUGGCUCGAACUCCGUCUGGUCAAUCUGCUCGCGCGGCGUCUCCUAUGCUCAGAGUUCCGACGCCCGACUCGUUCAUGUCUAGGGGUAGUUCAGCUCUAGGACCGCGAAAGGUCAAGGAGCGGAAACGUUAUAGAAAUCCAUCCUCCCUUUGGUCAGGUAACAUGACAGUCAUGGGCUGCGAGCUCCAUUCGUUGCCAACGCCCGUGUUCAAACGGUUUAUCGCGUGGACGAUUGAGCAAAUGGGCGACGAGCUUGUUCCCAGGCUGCCUUUGCGCGGAGGCAUGGCAGUUCCUGAUCUGCAAUCUCACGGAGCUCCCGAAGUCAAAGUGGCCAAGAUGGAGAACUACCGUGUCCUCAUGACUUGGCAUCCGGAUGCCACCGUCCGAUUCUGGGACAUUUCACCUCAUCUGCUCCUGUUACCUACACCAUUACGUUUCGAAUACCCUGGACCUUUACCUCAUUUGACAAUCUCCCUUGGGUCCAUCCUACAGCACUCGGACGUCGCCCAUUUACCGAUUGCCAAAUUAUGGAAAACCGAUCGAGCCAAAGUUAGAAUUGCCUCGGUCCACUUGGCUCGUGAAGCUUUGGAAUGCACCAUCACCAUGACGACCGGUGAAGUCAUUGUCACGAAAUUUCAGGACGGGGAUGAGAAUGCUGGAGACACAGAGGACCUGAAUGACGACGAGGAGCGAGGAUACUUCCCCAGGAUGAAUCUGCCAGACUCGGCAGAAGAAGAAGGCUACGUGGAAGAGAUCACAGAGAUAGGACAUCUUGCAAAGACUUCAAUGGAUGGUUUCCGACCAGUCGCUAUCAUUACUCUCAAACGGGGCGAAGCCAGGAAAUGUGCAGUGUCUGAUAUAGGAUUUAUCGCAGUGUCAUACGAGAACAACUCACUCGCCAUCGUGGAUAUGCGCGGGCCGGAUGUCAUCCUGCGAGAAGGCUUUGACAGCGAAGGAGUAACGAUGAAGAAGAAGAAAAAGAAGGGCAACGUGCAGAAUGUACCUGGAGAAUCGUCGCCUGUCGCGGCGUUGAAGUGGGUCGUGGCUGGUCUAGGCACAGAUUCAACACCAAGACCUAGGUUGGUGGUAUCGUAUGCCAAGGGAAUGACCAAGAUUUACACAUUGGUCAAUGUCCUCGGUGAAUGGAUGGUCGAAGCCAAGCCACCAACUUUCACCAACGAUUCGCUCGCCAACCCCAUCGCGUCCUUUGUGGUCGAUCCACUAACCGGAAAUGAAAUGUCAGCUACUGCCGAAGCGCUAUCCAACGCCAUGAAGGCCGCUCAGAGUCCCGGGCCAGAGGGUAAAGCCAAAGAUGUGCCCCCGCAUUGCCUUUGGAUCGCGGUAUCGCGAAAGAGUAUUCGAGUGGCUGUCAACUUCAAUGGUGACAAAGUUGGAAAGGUUGAAUUGGAUGACGAAGAGUUGUCAGAGGCGUUUUACAUCACUCGGCAUGGCAAAAAGAUCCUCGUAGGACUUACUACAAAAGGUACGGCAUUAUUCUACAGCCUCCCAUUCUUAGAGUUCGUCACUCGAUUGGAUCUGUACUAUGGUCAUAACCCCCGAUCCAUCGGUCGUAUUGUUAUGGACGAUCGAUCAGGAGACUUCAUAGAGCACUCCUCGCCGCUCGAUAUCAAUCUUCGAACCCUUUUCCACUUCCGCAAACCCUUCCCGCCGCGUAUAGACCCAUGCGCCGUCAAGCACGCUAUCCCGGCUCAACCUCAACCCCUUUCGGCGAGUUACUUUGGCUGGAUGUGGGGCGCCGGACCUCUGACUGGCGCUCAACUCGAUAGUAUAGUCGCUGGACCAGCUAGACCACCACCACCGCCUCCACCUCCAGCUCCUCGGAGACCUCUGAUAUCAUGGGGCGAACCGCCAGCUAAAGCCGUGCCGAAACCCGAGCCGACGCCAUCAUUACCAUCUAAUACUCUGCCGAAGCGAACGGCCGUGACGAAGACGAAGAAUCCGAUCUUAGAUGCCCGGGAGCGAGAAGAUGCGUAUUCUGAAAUGCGCCGCGCAGCUGAAGAACGGGGCACCUUUUUAGAUGGUCUGAAUGAUUCCAUGAACAAUGUUCAGGUAUCUGCGGGCAAUUAUCUCACGUCUGCUCGGAAUGCAGCGAUGAAAGAGGCGGCGAAGAGCACAGCUAAAGGUGUUUUCGGCAAGCUGCUCUAGAUCUUCGGGCUUUGAUUCGGGCAUAGACUGCAGUGAGAUUGAUGGAUGGGACUACGGGACCCCUGUGAGGAUCAGUCCUCGUAUCAAACGUUGUGCUUGUUGUACAGUAAGAUACGAAAAGAUAUUUCGCACUAUGUAUAACUUUGGUGGUGG